AUGGACUCCAAUCGAAAGGGGUUGAUAAAAUAUAUUUUGAAAGUAAAUUUCAUGGAUGCGGGAGAAGGGUUUUCUAGUGACCGGAACUGUUACGUUAACACUUGGCCAAACAUUGUAAACCUUUUGACUUUUUGUACAUCCGAAACCGACCCCAUGGUUAAUAUAUUAUCCAGAAUUAAAAUGUCUUUAUUUUAA
This is a messenger RNA of Pediculus humanus corporis (human body louse), 195 nucleotides long. RefSeq lists its product as uncharacterized. Bases 1 to 195 code for a protein of 64 amino acids. The transcript is spliced from 3 exons. The record is from RefSeq and is a predicted model, not a curated record. Lineage: Eukaryota; Metazoa; Arthropoda; Insecta; Psocodea; Pediculidae.